Scomber japonicus (chub mackerel) is the source of this 1839-nucleotide messenger RNA. RefSeq names its product putative oxidoreductase YteT. The record is from RefSeq and is a predicted model, not a curated record. The coding region runs from base 44 to 1357 and encodes 437 amino acids. The transcript is spliced from 14 exons. NCBI's taxonomy places the organism in Eukaryota, Metazoa, Chordata, Actinopteri, Scombriformes, Scombridae. Gene Ontology annotation, molecular function: nucleotide binding.
AGUCUUGUGAAUACGAAACUGAACCAACGCAGAAGACAGUCGUAUGGGACAAAUCAGUUCACAGGCUGACAGAAUGACUUGUUGUGUCCGGGUCAUCGUGGUGGGAGCUGGCAGUCGAGGGGAGAUCUACUCCCAGUUUGCAUCCAUCCACCCUGAACGCAUGAAGGUUGUUGCAGUAGCUGAUCCCAGAAAAUUUGCUCGCACUAAACUUCAACAGCAACACAACAUUGUAGAUGAAAACAUAUUUGAAGACUGGCACAGUAUAGUUGAAAGAGAGAAAUUUGCAGAUGCUGUGCUCAUUUGCACUCCAGACCGCCUUCAUAAGGAACCUGCAGUGGCCUUUGCAAAGAAGGGCUACCAUGUACUGCUGGAGAAACCAAUGGCAACGACUGCUGAAGACUGCACAGUGAUUGUGGAGGCUUGCAUACAGAGUGGUGUGAUGCUGUCAGUGGGUCAUGUUCUCCGCUAUGAUCCUGUCAUCCACAAGAUUAAGGAGCUGAUAGAUGCUGGUGUCAUUGGUGAUGUGAUCCAUAUUCAGCACCUUGAGCCGGUUGGGUUUUAUCACUUUGCUCACUCCUAUGUUCGAGGAAACUGGAGGAAUGAAGAAGAGAGCUCUUUUGCUCUUUUGGCCAAAUCAUGUCAUGACAUCGACCUCAUACAUCACUGGGCCGGAGGACGCAGGUGUGUGAAAAUGUCAUCAUUUGGAUCUGUCAGCCACUUCAGCAAAGAAAACAAGCCAGCAGGUGCUGCAGAUCGCUGUCUGGAUUGUUCAGUAGAAGCAACGUGUCCUUACUCAGCUCGCAAAAUCUACCUGGACAGAGUGAAACAGGGUCACACCGGCUGGCCUGUAUCAGUCAUAUGUCCGAGCUCGUUCCCAGACAUCGAGUCAGUCACCGAGGCACUGAGGACUGGACCGUAUGGCCGCUGUGUCUACGAGUGUGACAAUGAUGUCUGCAGUAAUCAGGUUGUUAACAUGGAGUUUGAAGGAGGUCUGACUGCAGCCUUUUCCAUGGUGGCGUUCACUGAAGAGAUAUGCCAGCGAAAAACAACUGUCUAUGGCAGCAAGGGGGAGCUGUCAUAUGACGGUCAUGGGAUUCAAGUGUUUGACUUUCUAACCCAGAAAUCCACUAAACACACAGCACACAAUAACGCUCCCGGACACUUUGGCAUGAGUGGACAUGGUGGAGCAGACUACCACCUCAUAAACGCCUUUAUCUCUGCUGUGGCGAACAACAAUCCAUCUCUGAUCCGCUCAGGUCCUGAGGAGACGCUGAUGAGCCAUUUGCUGGUAUUUGAAGCUGAGCGUUCACGACUGGAGAGCAGAGUGGUGUACUGUGGUGACACAAGACAGAACUAGAUGACUAAAAAGCAUUUUAAACACAAAAUGAUGUCAUCUUAAGACACUAUAAAGAUAUCUGACUGAUUAAUGAAACAAUUAGACUGACAAAUGAAUCUUGAAGUUUAAUUAAGAUGAUGUAAUUCACAUAGCUCAGGGAUUUUAAGUGUGUACUGUGUGUGUGUGUGUGUGUGUGAGAGAGAGAGAGAGUGUGUAUGGGUGAAUCUGCUCACUUUUUACAUGAUAUUUGUACUAUGCAAAUAUUUGUUUGUUCUGUGUGUGUGUGUGUGUGUGUGUGAAUGGGUGAAUCUGUUCAAUAUUUAAAUCAUAUUUGCACUAUGUCAACAUGAUUUGUUUCAUGUUAUUGUAAUUUCUUUAAAAUGAGUGUUCAUGUAACAUACUCGUGAUUUUUACUGAAAAGUUGUGAAUCUGUUCAAUUAAAAUUGUCUUUGGAUGAUAGUUUGCUCUUAAUGUCAUCCCACACACAAUAUGAUAUUACUGUA